Symbiodinium sp. CCMP2592 is the source of this 1863-nucleotide messenger RNA. Lineage: Eukaryota; Dinophyceae; Suessiales; Symbiodiniaceae. The record is from the annotation of a GenBank genome assembly.
AUGCGUAUCAGACCUGUGCUGCAGAUUUCAGAGCAUCUCACGAAGGCUAACAGCUAUCGGCAGCAGUUGCUGGCUCAAAGCACAGUCGGAUCGGAGUUCUUCCAUGGCUCCAUGCUAAGAGAAGCAGAGCUCUCUGCGGAUGCCCGCAGAGAACUGCUGCCAUGUGCAGUUCCCGCAACAGGGCAGGCUGAUGCUCCAGAAGAUGCUGCGGGCUUCCUGUCCAGGUACACUUUCUGGUGGGUCUUCCCAAGUAUUCGUGCAGCCAAUCAGAGAGCCCGUCUGGCGCAGGAAGAUCUGCCAAAGCUGCCGAGCAUCGACGACCCGGAGUUCCUCUUUUGCAAGGUAGCGAGCCUGUGGCGAUCGGCCAGGGGCAAGAGUGCACGCAUCCUCUGCUCAGUAUGCUGGAGAAUCCAGUGGCGAGUCUUCCUGUAUUCCGUGCUGCAUGGUUGGACUUUUCUCUUCUUUAUGACCAUCGAUCCACUGAUGCUCCGUGUGCUGCUGAACGCAGUGCAGGACGGGAGCAAAGAAGUUAGCUUCCCGGUGCAGCUCUGCCUGGUCGGCGCACUGAGCCUUUCAAUGCUAGUACGUGUCACCUGCAUGGAAGUCUGUUUCUUUGCCUCUGUUCGCGUCCAGAACAAUGUCCGUUCGGUACUGGUGCAUGCGAUUUUUCGCAAGUCACUCUGCGUACCAGAUCACGAGCUGGAUGUCGGGCGCAUUUCCAACCUCAUGGCCACAGACGCAGACAAGAUCGGCAAGUGGUCCUCGUUGCUUUUUUCCCUGUCACAGUGGUCUUGGACAUUCGCUUCGUUGCCCUUUCUCGUCUACUUCCUCUACAAGCUGGUGGGCUCUGCUGCGUUCAUUGGCACAGCGAUGGUGGUGCUGGGGGCCGCCAUCUCGCGUGGCCUGGGGAGAUGUCUGCAAUCCUGGACAAAGGUGGUCCAAGAGUGUCGUGAUCACCGUGCCAGCUUGAUGAGCGAGAUGGUUCGGGGAAUCCGGACGGUGAAGCUCCAGGUCUGGGAGCCUGUAUGGCAGUCCCGUUUAUCUGCGGCGAGGAACGAGGAGAUGAAGGCAAUUGUUCGAGUUCGCAUCCUGGGAGCCUUCAACACGCUGGUUGGCUCUGUAUUGAGUGUUAUGGUGCCAGUGAGCAUCUUCGCCUGGUACACUGUUGUGAGCGGCGAGAGGUUGGAUGCUGCGACAGCGUUCACAACACUGGCUUGGAUCUCCACGCUACAAUGGUCCGUUCAGGCUUUGCCAGGUAUUUACCGCGCAGUGGCCAAUUUGAAGCCGAGCUUCGAUCGCAUCGACCGCUUCCUGACCGCUCCCAUUACCACCCAGACCCAGGCCGUGGACGAAGUGAAUGGUGCGGCAUCUGCACCGUGGCACGAUGAGCCCUGGCUGAGCGCAAGCUCUUUCCGAGGCCUUGCAGCUUGCACCGGCAUUGCCGUGGACGUCCAGAAUGCGGCUUUUGGCUACAGACACUGGGGUGCGAAUGCGACCAGCUUGGAGGAAACUUGCAUUUUGGAGCAGGUGAACUUCCAGAUUCCGAAGGGCAGCUUUGUAAUGAUUGCUGGGCCAGUCGGCAGCGGGAAGAGCACUCUGUUGGCUUCGUUGGCAUGCUCACGGCCUCCUCUUCGUGGCAAAUGUCACGUGAGUGGGCACAGGGCCUUCGUUUCGCAGAAACCUUUCCUCUUGAACGGCACGGUGAAAGAGAAUGUCCUCUUCGGACUCCCGCUGGAUGAAGACAAAUACGCAUCGGCGCUGCGCAUGGCAGCACUUGUAGACGAUUUAAGCAGCCUCUCAAACGGUGAUGCGACCCCGGUUGGUGAAAGCGGAGUGCCCGCCUCGCAGCAAGUCUGUUGUUGA